AUUUAUUAUCUCAUUAGGUGUUAGUUCUUUUUUGUAAGUCGUUGAUAUUUUUACAAUGACCAGGCGAAAUAUUGAACUUAAAAAGAAACACGAAAUUAUACAUCAUCCUGUUACAGACUAUUCACUGUUUUUAUCAGAAUCAAAGGAAUAUUUUAGAAGAUAUACGUUAAUCCAUCUGAGUUAUAGUAGAAAGGAUGCACCAUUAGAAAAGAAACUCAAUCCAUUUGACUUCAAGUUUAUCAAGCCUAUUGGAAUGGGUACUUUUGGACUAGUUUAUCUCACUCAGCUGAAGUGUAAUGAAGAUUUUUAUGCCAUCAAAGUUCUCAGAAAGAAAACUAUCAUGGAUUCAAAAGCAAGAAUCUUUAUAAAUCGAUCCCGCCGAUACCUAGAAGGAAUAAACUUUCCCUUCUGCCAGAAAAUGCUUUGUUCUUUCCAAGAUACGGGGUUUCUGUUCCUGUGCCAAAAACUAAGGGUCGGAGGUGAUCUUUAUAGACAUUUAUGCAAGCAGAAAAGAAUUUAUGAGCCUUUAGCAGUAUUUUAUGCAGCUCAAAUGGUCCUUGCUCUAGAGUAUUUACACUUCGUCGGAAUUGUACAUAGAAACAUUAAGCUCGAGAAUAUUCUUAUCCAUGAUAAUGGCUACGUUAAGCUCACUGGUUUUACAUUUGCUAAGAAAAUUAGAGAUUCUGUAUCUUAUACCUUAUGUGGAACCACGGAAUACAUGGCUCCAGAAAUGAUACAGCAAAAAGGUCACAACAGGUCGAUUGAUUGGUGGUCUUUAGGUGUGUUAAUUUACGAGAUGGUGGCAGGGUUCUCGCCUUUUGGGGCAGAUGACACCUUUAAAACUUACGAAAAUAUUAUAAAAGGAAAAUAUGCAGUUUGUGCUCAUUUUUCUCUUGGUCUGGAAGAAUUGUUGCUUGGCUUACUUAAAAUAGAACCAUACGAGCGUCUAGGAAUGAUGCGCGAAGGAGUUCAGGAAGUGAAGGAUGCGCGAUGGUUUCAGGAUAUAGAUUGGUUGCGCCUUGUAAACCAACAACUCCAUGCACCCUUCAUUCCUAAAUGUAAAAGUAUUGAUUCAAACUUCCCAGAACUGGAAAUAGUCAAGAUAAUUCCUCCAAAAGACGAUCUUGGUCAAGCACUUUUUAGAGGAUUUUGAUUUUGAACCUUCUUGUGAAUACAAAAUGAAUAUAAAAAAGUUACGAAAAUAUAUUAUGUAUAACUCUGCGAAUGAAAAUGUGUCAGAAAAUUAACUUCUAUUAAAGUUUAAUCAAUUAAUCUAUUUCAUCUUCGAUAUUUUGUUGUUAGUCUAAGUAGACAGGAUAAAAUUUGGAAACCUAAUGUGUUCUAUAACUAUAACUAUAACCUCUAUAUAAAGCUUGAAAAGAAAACCGUGUUUAUGACAGUUAACUAUUGAGAAAAGAAAAAGUUUGAAGUUCGACAUACUGAAGAUUUGGAGUUUUGGAAGAACUUAAAACCAAUUCGUUGACUGUUAUUUCUACCUAAUAAAUAUUG
Nezara viridula (southern green stink bug) is the source of this 1509-nucleotide messenger RNA. NCBI's taxonomy places the organism in Eukaryota, Metazoa, Arthropoda, Insecta, Hemiptera, Pentatomidae. The record is from the annotation of a GenBank genome assembly.